CGUAUUUUUUGCACUCUUAUGAUCUUUUUGUCUUAAGAUAUUACCGAUUGAGGGAUAUAUAUUCUUCUUCUUUUUUAGAUCCGCUCGCCCUCCGAAGGAUAUAUAUCUCUGGGCCAACGGAUUGCGCAUACGUGGGGACAUGUUCCGGUCAUGUUUCACGCGCAAGAAUCCCACGGGACGGGUUAUGUGGUAUGAGAAGUCCUAUGCUCGCCUGAUAAGGACAGCGGGGAUUCCGCCGAAGGAGUUCUUCCCAAGAGGUUGGUGGGACGAACUCACUUGUAAGUACGAAUGGCUGAAGGAACAGCCGUGGUCCAGCAAACCGGCGCAAGCGCUCAUUGCCACAUUGAAACCCGAGAUCCUGGAUGGGAUGAAGAGAAUGGUCGAGACGGGGGACUUUCCGAAUUUUUUCUGCAUGAUUGGAUUUAGUGAUGUUGCUAAUCUUGCGUGUGUCUGGGAUCUAGGGAAGGACGCCUUUGUUGCCAAACUCCUAGACACUGCUGUGUGCUUAGAAAAGAAGAAAACGAAUUAUGAGAAAGAAUGCUUGGAACUGCCAGCCAGAACCGCUAAAGUUGAGCAAAUGUUUGUUAAGAUUUGGGGAUUAGAUCACUCGCAUCUACAGGGGCAGGCCGCCGCGACACCGGCGGUCGGCUGCACCAUCGCAGGAGCACUCACCAUGGACGAUAAAGAGAUGGCUGAGUUAAACGCAGCCAUAGCCGCAGUAACCGCUACUGCUAGCUGCACCCCGGAGAAAGCCUCAUCCUCCCAAGGAAGGCAAUACACUGCAUUUGCUCCACUUCCAUCCCUGCACGAGGUUGAGCACACUAGUACGGGGUUCACGCAUGCGCUGUGGAAACUCGAUACUUUUAAUCAUCUUGCUCCGUUCUCGGUGAUGGGGGAGAGGUCGGCAACUUGGCUAGAGGAUGUGGUCAUCGGGUGGCGAUAUGGCGAAGCUUUAGGCGCCGAGGUUUGUAAACCGGUGAGGGUAUUCAGGAAGUUCAGGAUGAACGGGUGGGAGGCAAGGUAUGUACCAGAGUUCUGCCAGUACGGCACAGGGAGGCAUGCUGAGUUCCCCAACACGGUCACCAUCAAGAUGCUCCCGGAAGAAGGUACCUUACACGUCUUCACGAAUGAUACCGGCAUAAUGAACAACGGCCAGUUGCAGCUCAUGCUUAAUGCGGGCCUAAAUCACAUCCCGCUCAGGUCGCUCGAUGAGGAGUUUACGAUGGACGAGGUCGAGGUGGCACUGGAUAAGAUACUCACCACACAGAGAUGCGAUGAAGAGCUGUCCUUGGGGGAGGACCGGCAAGUGAAGGUGAUCGUACGAGAGAACGCGAUGAAGUUCAUUAGGAACUUUCGUACGAAGCGUAUGCAUAUCUUAGGCGAACCCAUCAAUAGCAUGGCAGUAAGGGGCGAGAUCGAGUGGCUGACGAGCAGGUAUGGCACUCCCACUCCCGCACCUCAUGACGGUGUACAAGGCGGACAAGCAAUCCUUCAGAUGGAUUACGAACACGACGGGUUCGGUGCUCUCCCCGGUAGCAGACGUUUGCGAGUGUCUGCUGAAGCUCCUGGCAGGGUAUGUUCAGGCCCUCUGCACAAGUAAGAGCGAAGAGGUUCCAAGCAUC
Molecule: messenger RNA, 1622 nt
Organism: Chara braunii
Lineage: Eukaryota; Viridiplantae; Streptophyta; Charophyceae; Charales; Characeae
Source: the annotation of a GenBank genome assembly